Molecule: messenger RNA, 1062 nt
Organism: Cladophialophora yegresii CBS 114405
Lineage: Eukaryota; Fungi; Ascomycota; Eurotiomycetes; Chaetothyriales; Herpotrichiellaceae
Product: guanine nucleotide-binding protein subunit alpha
Exons: 5
Coding region: 1-1062 (353 amino acids)
Biological process (GO): G protein-coupled receptor signaling pathway
Cellular component (GO): heterotrimeric G-protein complex
Molecular function (GO): GTP binding; G protein-coupled receptor binding; GTPase activity
Source: RefSeq, a predicted model, not a curated record
AUGGGGUGCGGCGCGAGCAAAGAAGAUACGGCCGGCAAGGCAAGAAACGAUGAGAUCGAGAACCAACUCAAGAGGGACAAGAUGGCCCAGCGCAACGAGAUCAAGAUGCUACUUCUAGGCGCUGGUGAAUCUGGGAAGUCCACCAUCCUCAAACAGAUGAAGCUCAUCCACGAGGGCGGAUAUUCGCGUGACGAACGCGAAUCUUUCAAAGAAAUCAUCUUCUCCAAUACCGUGCAAUCCAUGCGCGUAAUCUUGGAAGCGAUGGAGUCCCUGGAGCUACCCUUGGACGACCAACGAGCCGAGUAUCAUGUUCAGACAAUCUUUAUGCAGCCACAGCAGAUCGAGGGCGACAGCAUGCCACCUGAGGUUGGUGCGGCCAUCAAGGCAUUGUGGCAGGAUGUCGGUGUCCAGGAAUGCUUCAAGCGAUCAAGAGAAUAUCAGCUCAACGACUCGGCACGAUACUACUUCGACUCUAUUGACCGCAUUGCUGCCCACGACUACCUCCCCAACGAUCAGGAUGUUCUGCGAUCUCGAGUAAAGACGACUGGUAUCACCGAGACCACUUUCAUCAUCCAGGACCUGACAUAUCGCAUGUUUGACGUCGGUGGACAGCGAUCGGAGCGAAAGAAGUGGAUUCAUUGCUUCGAAAAUGUCACAACUAUUCUCUUCUUAGUUGCUAUUUCGGAAUACGACCAACUCCUCUUCGAGGAUGAGACCGUCAAUCGCAUGCAGGAGGCGCUCACGCUUUUCGAUAGCAUCUGCAACUCCCGGUGGUUUAUCAAGACCAGCAUAAUCCUCUUCCUGAACAAGAUCGACAGGUUCAAGGAGAAGCUGCCUGUGAGCCCGAUGCAGAACUACUUCCCGGACUAUGAAGGCGGUCCUGACUAUGCCGCUGCUUGCGACUACAUACUGAACCGAUUUGUGUCGCUCAACCAAGCAGAGACGAAACAGAUUUAUACCCACUUCACAUGCGCGACGGAUACAACGCAGAUAAGAUUCGUCAUGGGCGCCGUCAACGAUAUCAUCAUCCAAGAAAAUCUUCGAAUGUGCGGACUCAUAUGA